Trichogramma pretiosum is the source of this 1616-nucleotide messenger RNA. RefSeq names its product ras-related protein Rap-2a (gene Rap2l). Gene Ontology annotation, biological process: negative regulation of cell migration; Rap protein signal transduction. Gene Ontology annotation, molecular function: GTP binding; GTPase activity; GDP binding. The transcript has 2 exons. The record is from RefSeq and is a predicted model, not a curated record. Gene Ontology annotation, cellular component: plasma membrane. Lineage: Eukaryota; Metazoa; Arthropoda; Insecta; Hymenoptera; Trichogrammatidae. Bases 649 to 1194 code for a protein of 181 amino acids.
CUCGCACACCUACAUACAUGUGUGCGAGCAUGGCAUGCAUGUGCACGCACACGCCGCGUAUAUAUAGGUACGCGAUGAUGUCUUGUGCCUCUGCUGCCUGCCAGUAUAUAUAGCUUAUACUUAUAAUACGUCUAUAUACAUGUUCUUCAUUCUCUCUCUCUCUCUCUCUUUCUGGCCGUCUUUGAACGAGAGACUUCGUUCUCUCUCUCUUCGUACUUUUCGUCGAACGUCGUGCGCGCUGCUGCUUCGCUAUAACACAUACAUUAUACAUGCCUUCCUUUCCUUUUUUUUUUUUUUCUUCUAUUUUCGUCCUUUUUUUCUCUCUCUCCGUCUUCUCUGUGUCGAUCGGCACACGCUGUCGCUACUAGCUGCGCCGAUGCUUCUGUGUAUGUGUCUAGGAUAUUAUUUUCCGCUCGAACUGUUCUGCUUCAGUCUGUCUCGAGGGGUAUACAUAUGAGCGCUAGUUCAAAGGAGGUAUCAAGCUAGAUGCCUUACUCACUACUGUUACCACUUCACAGCCUAGGCUCAAGAUCGUAGCCCUAGGUCAAUCAAGUCGAGUGGAGGAUCUCCCCUCGACCCGCCGCACAGCAGCUCUCAUCUUGCUCUGAACCACCGACCAGAUCAGCACAACCACAGAAGAAUCCAAUCAUGAGGGAGUUCAAGGUCGUCGUCUUGGGCUCUGGCGGCGUGGGCAAGUCAGCCCUGACGGUCCAGUUCGUCUCGGGCUGCUUCAUGGAAAAGUACGAUCCCACGAUCGAGGACUUCUAUCGCAAGGAGAUCGAGGUGGACAACUCGCCGUGCGUCCUGGAGAUACUCGACACGGCGGGCACGGAGCAGUUCGCCAGCAUGCGAGACCUGUACAUAAAGAACGGCCAGGGCUUCGUCGUGGUCUACAGCCUGACGAAUCACCAGACCUUCCAGGACAUCAAGGCCAUGAAGGAGCUGAUCACGCGCGUCAAGGGCACGGAGCGCGUGCCGGUGCUGCUCGUGGCGAACAAGCUCGAUCUCGAGCACCAGCGCGAGGUGGACACGACCGAGGGCAACGCCCUCGCCCAGCUCUGGGGCUGCCCGUUCGUCGAGGCCUCGGCGAAGAACCGCACGAACGUCAACGAGGUGUUCGCCGAGAUCGUGCGCGAGAUGAACUUCAGCCCCGAGAAGGAGAAGAAGAGCUACUGUUGCUGCAGCGUACUCUAAUACUUAAGGAAGCCGCCGCCGGUGGAGCGUGACUAUCCCAUGUCGUGAAGAAGAUCGUCCUCGAGAGAAUGAAGAUGAUACGGACGCGGAGGCCGUAUACACACUGAGACACCACGCCGUGGGAUCGUGAUGAUGAUGAUGAUGAAUCGAAUCGAAUCGAACGUGUGUGUGCGUGCGUGCGUGUGUUUGUUGUGCGUGGCUUUUUCAACAAAACGAAGAAGAAGAAGAAAAACUAGUGCGAAUGUGUGUUACAGAAAUACAGAAAAAAAAAGGAACAAAAACAUUAAACAGUGCUCUCACCGCGCCGGCGCGCCUCUUUUAAUAGUAUUUGUAAAUCGAAACAGAAAGCAACAAAAAAAAAAACAAACAAACAAACAGCAACAAAACGCAGGUGUAAUUAUAUAUAUUAUACAGUUGGAAAG